Adineta steineri is the source of this 912-nucleotide messenger RNA. NCBI's taxonomy places the organism in Eukaryota, Metazoa, Rotifera, Eurotatoria, Adinetida, Adinetidae. The record is from the annotation of a GenBank genome assembly.
AUGUUAACAAAAUUAAUGACAAAAAUCAAUAAUUAUUUACUUGAGAAUAAUGAAAACGACGUAGUGUUUGCUCUGCUACAUUUUCAAUUACUUUCAGCACUUUGUUCACUUGCUAAUGAUACAGUGAAUGAAGCAAUAACUGAAUUUUCACAAAAUACAAUAACUAAUGAAAGAGUACAAUCUCAAGAAUCUAUUAAAACACAAACUGACAUUAUUCUUUCUCGAUUUCUUUUAUCAACUCCUCGAACAUUUAAAUUAACUCUGGAUUUUAUUCGAUAUAUAAAUCAAGGGAAUGGUAUUGUUUCAUCAAUUUUUUCUAAUUGGCAUUUUGUUUCAUCAGAUACGGGAUUUGCAUAUGCUGCUCUGUGGGCUGUUCCACAUGCUUAUAAUAAUAAUAGUUGCAUUUGUGGUGCAAGUUCAACUUGUAUCUCAAAAGCUUCAUUUAAUGGAAUAACUAUUCCUGGUUUGCAUGUGGGAUGUUAUCCAUUUGAAUCACUUCUUCAAUCAACACUUGAAUGUCUCUAUAAUAUAACAUGUAUUAAUCAACUCAAGUCUAUGUAUACACAUUCAAAUAUGACAUUUAAUCCAUUAAGUGAUACUUUGUCAUCUCGUAAUACUACAGUUCAGUCUAUAGUCAAUAAUCUUCUGAUUGAAAGAUGGGAAACUGAAGUAGUUUAUGAAAAUUAUUAUGCAACAUGUGAUCCUCUUUGGUGCACAUAUACAUUUGAUGAACAAAUAAGUCCAAUCUAUACAAUAACGAUUAUUAUUGGUCUUUUUGGUGGUUUGACAGUCGUAUUUAAACUUAUUACUCCUAUUAUAGUACGAAUCGGAUAUUAUAUAAUUAGAUAUCGUCGUCGACGUGUCAGUCAAGUUGUGACUGUAAUGACAAUUCAACAGCCGAACAUACUAUAG